Darwinula stevensoni is the source of this 1512-nucleotide messenger RNA. The record is from the annotation of a GenBank genome assembly. Lineage: Eukaryota; Metazoa; Arthropoda; Ostracoda; Podocopida; Darwinulidae.
AUGGAACCUAACAUGGGCUUGGAACCAUACUUUGGAGGACGUGCUGGAGAUUACCACCAGGAUGGGAUCCCAUUAGUGACUCCAGUGUAUGACAUAAAUACACCUGAUGAUCCUUCUUGCCCCUCUGAUUUUACUGAAUUGCAACCUGUGCAACAUUACAGCAUGGAAGGGAAUGCAAUGACAACUGUUGAAGUGGAGAGCAGAAUCACAGACCCAGAUGAUAGGUCUUAUGCCACUGUGACAUUGAAUUUUGAGUCUCUUGAUUGUUUGGAUCCUGAUGAGCAGGAGCAGUCUUCUACACUGUCAGAAUUUGAUUUAAAUAUGUUUGGCAGUGAAGGUUAUGGCAGGCCUUGCCCUUCCAGUCCAAGCAUUCUCACCAGGACUGACCUCAGGUUCAUGGAAGCAUACAGAGAAGAAUUUUUAGCGAGCCUGUAUCAGCAUUCAGCUAUUCCUCGACCACCAAAUGCAUUCAUGGUUUUUGCUAAAGAGUGGAGGCCUAAACUAGCUCAACAGUUCAAUCAGGAAUCUAAUAAGGACAUAAGUGUCCGCCUGGGUCAGGUGUGGAAGGCCCUGGAUGCAGAGGAGAAAAGAAAAUACUACGCUCUGUCUCAUGUGGCUGAAGAAGACCACAAGCAAAAAUAUCCAGGAUAUGUUUACAAUCCAAGAGAAGCUCGGCUUAGGAAAGCCCUUCGUGAUCUGGGUUUGGAGCCCCAAGGGAUUAUUAGCCUCCUUGAAGCUAGAGACUCAAUCUGGCACUUGGAUGAGAAUGGUGAAGAAGAGCCAUUGACUCCCAAAGCUCGACAGCGUGAUGUCAUGGAUCGUCUACUGGCUUCUGUUGGAGUCCAAAUGUCCCCAUCCACUGCCAGGCCUAGGAGCCGCAGUCAUCAUUCAUCUGGUCCUCUGCCCAUGCUGAUACCUCCCCAUGAUCCUCAAUAUUCUUCCCAGUCCUUCAUACUUCCACCUCCAACAUCCCCUCUGUCAUGUAUAUCCUCAGUUAUGCUGACUGCUGCUCCAGGUGUUGACUCCACAGUAACCACUACAGCAGAUACUUUCUGUAUGGAUACUACUCAACCAGAGCUUAUAAAUGCUCCACAGCUCAUUUUGUAUCAGUAUCCCACUGCUGACUCAAGCCCCUUUGAAGCAUCAAGUCUGCAGAAACAGCUUAGCCAGGGUUGCCACUCCUUCAGGCUUCCAAAAAAUGAGUUGUUCCAGCCAGUGUUCACUGUAAAGACAGUGGAAUCGAUUGUGAAGUUCCACAGUGAAGCCCUGGACUUCUGGCGGGAGUUCCGUACAGUCAUAGAUGAUGCAGAGGGAAAAGAAGGAGCUGAACAAGAAAAGAAGCAAAAUGAUGUUGGAAUGGAAAAAGCAGGUUUGAAAGGUGAAGAGAAGGAGGAGGAAAAAGAUGGAUACAUCUACCUGAGUGUGGAAGGAGCCUUUGACUUUGAUGAGAGUCACAUUAAUGUGAGCAGCAUCCUCUCCAGAACCCAUUUAUCAACAAUAAUGGGCUCAUGA